CGCUUGUUGGUAAUGUCCCCGCGCUGCUUUGCCGAUGACGAAGCGAAUGACACGGUCGCGUGUGCAGUGCAGCACUGGGAUGAUUGCGGCUACGGCUGGCUACGCCUCGCCCCCAUUCUGCUCUGCUGGUGCCUCUGGGUGCUACUCGGCGUUGGCAUGCUCCGGCGCCACGCCGCGCUCCACGGUGUGUUUCGAAGCGACGCUGCCCGUGUCCACGAUCCCAUCACGCAAGGCAUCGCCAUCGCUCUCUCCCAGCGCAAGUACCGGUCGGUGCGGCAGCAGCGAUUCCAGCGCGCUGUGCGACUCUUGGCCAUGUGGGUGGAAGCCGCCGAGUUUCUCCUUGCGCCGCUCGAGCUCGCAUUUCGCAUCACGGGCCAUCUACAUGCACUCGAGACGAUCGAUUCCAGCAUUCCGUGGGCCGGCGAGGCUGGUAACGUGGUCCUGGCCUUUUCCAGUGGUACCGUCAUGCUGGUGCUUCAUCCGUUCCCGUCAUGUACGUUUACAGCUGCUUGA
This is a messenger RNA of Saprolegnia diclina VS20, 513 nucleotides long. RefSeq lists its product as hypothetical. The transcript is spliced from 3 exons. Bases 13 to 513 code for a protein of 166 amino acids. Lineage: Eukaryota; Oomycota; Saprolegniomycetes; Saprolegniales; Saprolegniaceae. The record is from RefSeq and is a predicted model, not a curated record.